Scedosporium apiospermum is the source of this 1893-nucleotide messenger RNA. RefSeq lists its product as uncharacterized. The coding region runs from base 1 to 1893 and encodes 630 amino acids. The record is from RefSeq and is a predicted model, not a curated record. The transcript is spliced from 5 exons. Gene Ontology annotation, cellular component: membrane. Lineage: Eukaryota; Fungi; Ascomycota; Sordariomycetes; Microascales; Microascaceae. Gene Ontology annotation, biological process: carbohydrate transport; transmembrane transport. Gene Ontology annotation, molecular function: carbohydrate:proton symporter activity.
AUGGUUGCCAUUCUCGAAAUCGGUGCCUUUUGCUCGUCCCUCAUCGUCGGCCGAGUUGGCGACAUUAUCGGUCGUCGGAGAACAAUUCUAUACGGGUCGUGCAUCUUUUUCGUCGGCGGUGCCAUACAAACUCUCGCCAUGACCAUGUUCCAGAUGAUGUUGGGUAGAAUCAUAGCCGGUUUCGGUGUCGGCAUGCUCUCGACCAUCGUUCCCGUCUAUCAGUCCGAGAUCUCGCCUCCCCACAAUCGUGGUAAGCUCGCCUGUAUCGAGUUUUCCGGCAAUAUUAUCGGCUACGCAUCGUCUGUUUGGGUUGACUACUUCUGUGGGUUCAUCCAAAGCAACAUGUCCUGGCGCAUACCGCUAUUUAUGCAGUGCGUGAUGGGUGGUCUUCUUGGCUUGGGCAGCUUGAUCAUCGUCGAGUCUCCGAGAUGGCUGCUUGACAAUGACCACGACGAAGAAGGCAUUGUCGUUAUCGCUAAUCUGUACGGCGGUGGUGAUAUCCACAACGCCAAGGCCCGUGACGAAUAUAGGAACAUUAAGAUGGACGUUUUGCUGCAACGUCAGGAGGGCGAACGCUCAUAUGCCGACAUGUUCCGCAGGUACCGGACCCGGGUGUUCAUUGCCAUGUCUGCCCAGGCUCUCGCCCAGCUCAAUGGCAUCAACGUCAUCUCGUACUAUGCCCCGUACGUCUUCGAGUCUGCGGGCUGGGUUGGCCACGAUGCCAUCCUCAUGACCGGAAUAAACGGCAUCACGUACUUCCUGUCAACCAUCCCUCCUUGGUACAUUGUGGACAAGUGGGGCCGCCGACCCAUCCUGCUGAGCGGAGCUGUCGCCAUGGUGUUCGCACUUUCGGUAAUCGCCUACUACCUUUAUCUUGAUGUGAAGUCAACACCGACCAUGGUUGUUAUCUUUGUGAUGAUCUACAACGCCGCCUUCGGAUACUCGUGGGGUCCCAUCCCGUGGCUCUACCCGCCGGAGAUUCUCCCCUUGAGCAUCCGUUCCAAGGGCGCAAGUCUGUCGACCGCCACUAACUGGGCCUUCAACUGGUUCGUGGGUGAAACCACCCCUGUGUUGCAGGAAGCAAUCCACUGGCGUCUGUAUCUGCUACAUGCGUUCUGGUGUGCCGUCAGUUUCGUUGUUGUGUACUUCAUCUACCCAGAAACGUGCGGUGUCCGCCUCGAGGACAUGGAUGUCCUAUUCGGCGACGCGAGCACCGCUGCAGGGACACCCUCCCUUCGAGCGGAGACCGAUUCCCUCAUGCCAACAGGCUCUCCCAUCGGCUCCGAUUACCGCGGUCGCCCCGCCUUCACUCCAGCAAAUGCUAUUCCCGAGUUGUUAACAGGAGCCGGAGUAGAGCAGGUAGCGGCAGCAGCAGUGGCAGAUACGCCCCGAUCCGGCAGGGCGAAGACUAGGCUCUCGCACAACGGAGUUCAGAGCGGUCCCGAAGCCAAGCUCACCCAGAGUCCCCAAAUUUCCAUCUUCUCUAUCAAAACCCAUGACCUGGCGUUAUAUUCAAUGAUGGCGACGCAGGAAGUCAUCCACGCAUACCGCCAUCUCUAUCGCGGUCUCCUUCACGCCGUCAGAUUCUCCGCGCCAGCGCGAUACAUAGCUCGCGACCAGCUACGCCGGGCAUUUCGAGAGCCAGUUACUAUAUCAACAUCAGCUACAUCUACUACGACUCGCUCGCCCGUGCUUGACCCGGAAGCGGUAAAACGGACGAUAUGGUUCCUCCAAGCGGCGGCGAAGGACCGGGGCCUUGAGCAUAAGGUGUUGAAGAAUUUGCUCAAGGUCGCGAUGUUCCGCCACGGAAAGUGGGUGUCGAGGAGGAAGACGUGGAGGACUGUUCAGCUGGAGUUGAGUCAGGGGAAGCCGCAGGAUGGACAGGAAAAGUAG